Molecule: messenger RNA, 372 nt
Organism: Pseudomyrmex gracilis
Lineage: Eukaryota; Metazoa; Arthropoda; Insecta; Hymenoptera; Formicidae
Exons: 1
Coding region: 1-372 (123 amino acids)
Source: RefSeq, a predicted model, not a curated record
AUGCGACCUAUCAAUGUUACUCNCAUAAUUGCUGAUGAGCUCUUAACUACGGUGUACAGCAACGUUAAGAUCGCAGGACCAGCACGAUUCAAAGUAGAUAAUCCAGUACGCGUGAGCAAAUUUAAAACAUUAUUCAAUAAAGGAUAUAUACCAAAUUGGACGACCAAAGUAUUUAAAAUCAGUAAAAUACAAACGACCUAUCCUGUUACGUAUCUGCUUGAGGAUUCACAAUCUGUUGCUGGAGGAUUCUACGAAUAUGAACUGCAUCGCGUUGCACAUCCAGACGUUUAUCUCGUGGAAAAAGUAUUACGCAAGAAAGGUGACAAAGUUUAUGUGAAGUGGCUAGAAUUAAACGAGACAUACAACUCUUGA